ACGGCGCUCAUUGCAAUCCCUAAAAAAACCUUAGAGAUAAGUCAUUGCUUGCAGUUCUUUUAGCGCAGCAUGAAAAGCAGUCAUCUAACACGACAGCAGAUUGUAUGGGCAACAACCAGCUUCUGUUCCAGGAAUUUUGCAGGAGCGCUGCAGAGACAAUUCGAUGGAAACUUAGUGGUUAUAACCAAAUUGCCAGAGAUCAAGUUUCCGAGCUGUGUAAAAGAAACAAGCAAAGCGGCCCCCAAAAGAGCGAAAGUCAUCAUGGCCUCGCAACAGGACAGAGAGGAACUCGACGCCAGGGCAAGGCUGGGAGAGACUGUUGUUCCCGGCGGAACUGGUGGCAAGAGCCUUGCAGCUCAAGAGCACCUUGCUGAAGGGAGGAGCCGUGGAGGUCAGACAAGGAAGGAGCAACUGGGGAGAGAAGGGUACCAGGAGCUGGGAAGCAAAGGAGGCCAGACAAGGAAGGAGCAGAUAGGAACUGAAGGGUACCAGGAAAUGGGCCGAAAAGGUGGACUCAGCACAAUGGACAAGUCAGGCGGUGAGCGUGCUGCUGAGAAAGGAAUCCACAUUGACGAGUCCAAGUACAGAACCUAGGAACCGUAGCCUAUAUGUCUCUGCUUCGGCUCUGUUUGUCAAUGUCGAGUCUUAGUGGUUUAGAAGUACUCUAGGUUUACUAUUGUCAAGAUCGUCUGGUAUUUCUGCCUUUUUUUUCUUAUUUUCUGUAUGAUCGGUAACUUCUCUUCUGGUUCUAGUGGUUGAGUGGCAUGGCAUGGUGCCUUAGAGCGGUUUUCACCGUGCCAGGUUCCUUCUCUUUUCUGUAUGCUUUUGACAGUGGAAAUGAAUGAUGGUUUUUACAUCCCACCACCAGCACCAGCAUGCUUCAAACUCCCUUGGAAGGUGUCCGGGCGUAAGCAAACCGCCCCCUUGUAAACUAGUUGGCAGUGGCAGUCCUGAACAGAAGCAAUUCUCGGAUUAUAAAAUGGAUAGAGAUCUUUGAAAGGAUGAUUUUAAAAAACCACCCCCAAAAAGGUUGGAGUCUCAUGUUUCUUAACGUGGAAGACAGGGAUGAUCCUCGAUCCCACAGCGAAAUAAUGCCUUGUUGAGGAACCAAAACCCAUAACAUUUUCAGAAAGUGUAACUUCAUUGCCAUUAGCAGCGACCAUAUUAUGGCUUUUUGCAACACUUCCCUAGAGUUCCCAAGAAAAAGAAAGGAAAAAGAGAGAAAAGGCAAAAACUACAUUGAAACCAGAAAGAAAUGACAGCCAUUGUGGGAAAAAGAAACCAGAACGAACAAGCCAUUGGUUAGAUACUACAUUUUGAGCAAAUCUUCAAAAAAAAAAAA
This is a messenger RNA of Theobroma cacao (cacao), 1342 nucleotides long. The record is from RefSeq and is a predicted model, not a curated record. NCBI's taxonomy places the organism in Eukaryota, Viridiplantae, Streptophyta, Magnoliopsida, Malvales, Malvaceae.